Molecule: messenger RNA, 1477 nt
Organism: Laetiporus sulphureus 93-53
Lineage: Eukaryota; Fungi; Basidiomycota; Agaricomycetes; Polyporales; Laetiporaceae
Exons: 13
Coding region: 228-1400 (390 amino acids)
Molecular function (GO): NAD+ poly-ADP-ribosyltransferase activity
Source: RefSeq, a predicted model, not a curated record
UGUAUGAAUGCAAGAUACCCACGAUACCACAGACUUGCAAAAGGAAGACAUUAGUUGUCGGUUUGAAGGCGCAACCUAACAUGCGUCCUCCUCAUUCCGGUAAAGUUCAGCGACAUGCUACAUCAAUGCGAAAAACGCGUGUUAGGGGUGCUAGUGCAUACCACCGUUAUCACUGCUGAGCUCCAUCUGUUUUCAAUCCCUGCAUUCCAAUAUUUUACUGGUGAACGAUGAACAACGGCAUAGCGACCGCUGGAGCAAUUAAUUCCAACCUCUGUGAGCAAUGUCACGCUCGUCCGAAAUUCGUGGAGAGCACCGGCCACGCUCAUCCAUACUGCGGGAAACAGUGUGCGAGUGCUGCGUCGGCUCGGAAUGGAUUCCUCCCCAACAACGUAGCAAUGUGUAUUGUCUGUCACAGUCGGCCGCAGUUCACUGAUGGAAAGCGGACACACCCAUACUGCAGCCGGACGUGUGCAAGCAAGCAGACGCCGGCUGCGCCGCAACGGAAUACUACCAACAGAAGUGCCGUCUCGAACGGUAUUUGCCCAAUACCUGGCUGCAAUCAGCCAGCAUUCAAGUCCACGAACGGCACGGGAAAGUACUGCACCAAAAAGCACAAGACUCUUGGAGAAAAUGCAUGUCUGUGGUGCCUGCAGAAACCGAAACAAGGUACCUUCCCUUACUGCUCGAGGACUUGCGCGGAAGAAGCGCAGAAGCAUGCCGUGGUGCUGCUGGAGGUCCCGGAGAAUCACACUGUCUUCAAUAACGUUGUCGCGCAAUUUAAAUCUUCCUGGAGACACAACAGUCAAUGCCCUAAAGUCAAGCAUGUCUACAAAAUUGUGCGACCGAAGGCAUCUCAAGACCAAUACGAGAAAUACAAGGCGGCGGUCGAGAGUCGUGGGCAUUUCAUGGCCGCCGGACGGCCUGCAGGUAAUGAGAACCGACGGUGGCAUGGGACCAGACGAGAAUGCACGAUCGGGGACAACGGUAAUGCGCAACUUUGUUCAUCUGCGAGUUGCGCUCUGUGCCGCAUCAUCGAGACUUCGUUUGAUCUAAAGUUCUUCGCCCGGGGAAGAUUCGGUGUUGGACAUUACACAUCAUCCACGUCGUCCAAUUCCAAUGACUAUGCGCGGAACGUCAACUCCAAUUCCCCUCUCAAAGCUAUUCUCCUCAACAAGGUUGUGGUGGGAAAGGGCUACAAGACGACAGUCGACGUGCCUUCACUCACCGCACCCCCAGCUGGGUUUGACUCGGUUCUUGGAGAGAAAGGCGCCGCCGUCAGCCACGACGAACUGAUCGUGUUCACCAACGACGCACUCCGACCAUCGUAUCUGGUGAUCCGAUUCCAGUAUAUGUGUGCCGCGCCGCACCUCGAUAAUUAUCGAAAACGCGUACCUGCAUGAGCAAUAGCACACAACAAUUUAUCGUAGGAGAGGAGCCUUGGGACACGGUCACAGCGUCAGGUACAAGGAGUAGUUGA